This is a messenger RNA of Carya illinoinensis, 592 nucleotides long. Its product is annotated as 40S ribosomal protein S28. Bases 176 to 373 code for a protein of 65 amino acids. Gene Ontology annotation, biological process: maturation of SSU-rRNA; translation; ribosomal small subunit assembly. Gene Ontology annotation, molecular function: structural constituent of ribosome. The transcript is spliced from 2 exons. The record is from RefSeq and is a predicted model, not a curated record. Gene Ontology annotation, cellular component: cytosolic small ribosomal subunit; ribosome. NCBI's taxonomy places the organism in Eukaryota, Viridiplantae, Streptophyta, Magnoliopsida, Fagales, Juglandaceae.
UCGAUAGCAUCAACUCUCUCAAACCGACCUCCACAAAAAUUAAAAUUCAAAACCCUAAUUCUCUCUCUCUCUCUCUCUCUCUCUCUCUCUCGGGCAUUUCUGAGCGGCGAACCUAUCGACUCACUCUCCGAAGACCUCAAGCGCCAGCGAUCCCAAAGUAACUCUCUUCUCCAGGAUGGAAUCUCAAGUGAAGCAUGCUGUUGUGGUGAAAGUUAUGGGUCGAACUGGAUCGAGAGGUCAGGUGACUCAGGUGAGAGUCAAGUUUCUGGACGAUCAGAACCGAUUCAUUAUGAGGAAUGUCAAGGGACCAGUGAGGGAAGGCGACAUUCUUACCUUACUCGAGUCAGAAAGAGAAGCUAGAAGAUUGCGAUGAUAAAGUUGUAGUUAUUCUAUGGCACUAUCAGUGGGGAAUUUUGAGGUGGAUGUUUAAAUUUUCUACCCCUGAACACUUGGUUUGAUUUUCCAUUUACGAAUCCGGUACUCCUUGAGGCAUAACUUGGGUAUAACUUUAAGAUUUGUUGUUGAACUCGGAUUGAAAUGUAGUCGUUCUUCUAGUUCUACUUAUGAAAAAGUGUUUCUUUCAGCGUUAAAA